Molecule: messenger RNA, 1906 nt
Organism: Drosophila innubila
Lineage: Eukaryota; Metazoa; Arthropoda; Insecta; Diptera; Drosophilidae
Product: alpha-taxilin
Exons: 4
Coding region: 67-1608 (513 amino acids)
Molecular function (GO): syntaxin binding
Source: RefSeq, a predicted model, not a curated record
GUACAUUUUCACUGAAAUAGUAAAAAUUGACGAAUAGUAAAUUCACAUAUAUUGAGAAGAUCAAAUAUGGAAAAGUUAAGCAAAGGCAAACGAGUAGCCCGCGAAGAGAAACAGCGGGAGCAAAAAGUUGAGGAUGUGGUGCUCAAAUCGUUGGACGAAUUCGGCACAAAUGAGGACAAAUUGAAGGCGCUGCUGCAGCAACAUGUGGAGACCGAGAAGAAAGUGAGCCGGCUGACAAGCGAGAUGCGCGCUCUGCAGCGGCACAUGGAGAGUCAGCAGCGGGAGAAGGAGCAAGUGCAGCGGGAGCUGAACAAAAGUGUGCUGAUGAGGGAUAAGCUGCAGGAGGUGUGCCGUGAACAGCAGCGCAUUCUCAAGUCGGUGAAAAACGAGAGCAUGCUGCAAAUAAAGGUCGAGGAGGAGCGACGCAAGGAGAGCCAAAUCAAGUUCCAGAGCUCAUUGACCGAGGUGCAAAAGUCGCUGACGAAGAACAACGAGGAGAACAUCAAAUUGCGUGAUUACAACAUCGAAAUGACCAAAAAGUUAAAACUGCUGGCUGAACAAUAUCAGGCGCGUGAGAAGCACCUGGAGAAGCUCAAUGAGCAGGUGCAGCUCGAGUCGCAGCUGCAUCAGGCGAAGCUCAACAAGGCCCAGGUGGAGGCAGCCAUGGAGAAGGAGAUACUCACCAAAGAAAACCAAAUUGGUCUGGAGAAGCUGCUGCAGGCGCAACGUGCCAUCAAGGAUCUGACGGAGCGGGAGCAACAGCUGAAGGAGCAAUUGAACAUUUACACGGCUAAAUACGAUGACUUUCAGCAAUCGCUGCAGAAAUCAAACGAAGUCUUUGGCAGCUACAAGGUCGAGCUGGAGAAGAUGUCCAAGCACACCAAGAAAAUUGAAAAGGAAGCGCUAGGCUGGCGCCAGAAGUACGAAAAGGCCAAUGCCAUGGUAAUUGAACUGGCAACGGAGAAACAGCAACGCGAUCAGCUCUCGGAACGUCUUCAAAAGCAGGUGGAACAGCUACAAAAGCUGCUGCGUGCUCUGCAACUGGAGCGCACCACAUUGCAUCAGACACUGCGAGAGCAGAACAUUGAGAUUCCUCCAAUGCCGCAACUGCCGCCUGAACCGACGCCAAUCAAGAUUGCGCCCGUUAACUCGGACAACGCCAAAAUGGAACUGAUGACCCGCAACUGUGCGGAAUUGAAGCAAACACUUGCCAAUCUGCAGAACCAAAUGAAACUGCUGACCACAAACGAUGCUAAAAUUGCCGCCGCCGAGGCUGAGAAAUGCAAACAAGCCGAGGAGCAGCAGAGAGCAAACAAUGCCAAGAAGAACAAUAAAAAGAAGGCGGCCAAAUCAAAGGCAAAGGCAGCGGCAGCUGCUGCUGCUGCUGCGGCAUCAACAGCUGAAGUUGAAGCCGAAGCCGAUAUUCAAACUGAAGCUGGCGUUGAGCCAGAAGCAGCCAACAAAGUGGAACAGCUGGGGGAAGCUCUUGAUGAUAAUUUGGAAAAGCCUGCCGCAUCCGAGUCUUCCGAAACUCUUGUCGAUGCUUCGUCUACUUCGACUGUUAACGAAACAAAAGUGCCUGACUUAAUUGCCUCCAAGACAGAUUAGAGGCAUGUUCAUGCCACGCCCAUUCAAAUAUAUUGCCAGUGCCAGCAUCGCAUCCCUCCUCGACGGUUUUUUGUAUUUAAAAUUCAUGUCCUUCCCUCUCAACACAUUUGUGCAUUUCGUCAUUUGUAAUUUUGAAUAACGAUCAAGCGAACAUUUAAAAUUCAACAACCACCAUAAAUCAUAAUUGCUACUAAAUAAUUAUUUAUUGUAUUUUAUAUAAAUCGUAUUUAUUUAUGCGCUGAUUGUAAGCUGACUGCAAAACCAAAUUGAUUAAAAAGUUUUUCUACAAAUAUAAAUU